CCCUGGUACCGGCGAUUUCGCCCAGACCCAAACCCGUAGUGCCACCGGCUCCACCGAAACCAACCGUAACAACUUCCUUUGCCAAGCCGGCUCCGGUCAAUGUGUACACGAAACCAGUACCGGCAACGACACCGGUGCCAGCAAAACCCAAGACCCCAUCGUCCGCCCAGCUGCAACAGCAGCAACAGGCCAAAGACCUACGGCAGAAAGCCAAAGAACGUGCUCAAUGGAAACGUGUUCAACACGGAAUCUUCAUGCUCCAAAAGGAAAAGUUUCUGGCCGUACCUUUUAGUGUGGGAGCAAUGGUAAGAAGCCGGGACACUGCCGCCACAUUGCCACCUCCGGCUCCACUGCCGAAGCGAUCUCUCUCCGAUCUUUACCCCACAAUCGCCGAGCUACAAAGGCAACUCCGGGCACAGAAAGCUGCCGGUCAGCCCACUGCAAAACGAUCACCUACGCCCUUAUUGGACCCAGAAAAGUUCAAGCGCAUCAAGGUAGAACCGAAAAAGUACGCUAAAGCGAUUGACCGCGCCGCUCGCAAAUCUCGACAGACGACGGCCGACACGCUCAGCAAGCAGCUCAAAGACGUACACAAGGUUCUCAACGCCCAUCAAGUCGACUUCUUCAAGUUUCACCGCCAGCGCCGAACCGAACACGCCAAACUUCUCAAGACCAUCCGGGACGUCUUUAACAAGGAAGCCCGGAAGGUCGAAAAGGACGCGACGCAUGCGGAGAAGGCGCGAAUUGCCGCAUUGCGGGCGAACGACAUGACCGCUUACUCAAAGCUUCUAGAGGAAACUCGCAACGACCGUUUGCAGUAUUUACUCGACAAGACAGAAAAGCACUUUACGCAGAUCUCCUCAUUGCUACACCAGGAACGGUCGGACGACGGGGGCGAUCAAAAAGGCAACAAUUCCUACUACGCGUCGGCUCACUUGAAAACGGAAGAAGUCCGACAACCAAGUAUACUGGUGGGUGGUGAGCUGAAGGAGUAUCAGCUGCUAGGAUUACAGUGGCUCGUAUCUUUGUACAAUAACAAGCUGAACGGGAUUUUGGCGGACGAAAUGGGAUUGGGGAAGACCAUUCAGGCUAUUUCGCUCAUUGCGUAUUUGAUGGAGUUUAAACAAAAUCUAGGUCCUUAUCUGGUGAUUGUGCCUCUUUCCACUCUCUCCAACUGGCAAAACGAGUUUCUCAAGUGGUGCCCGGCGGCGAGGCUAAUUUGCUACAAGGGAACGCCGGGGUUGCGAAAAGAGAUUUAUCGCGACCAGGUCCGCACCGGCCACUUCAAUGUAUUGCUAACUACGUAUGAAUAUAUCAUCAAGGACAAGAAAUUUUUACGCAAGAUUGAUUGGCAGUACGCGAUCGUCGAUGAAGGUCACCGCAUGAAAAACGCGCAGUCCAAGUUUGCCGUUACCCUCGGUACGCAGUAUUCAACGCGAUACCGCGUCUUGCUGACCGGAACUCCACUGAUGAACGACUUGAGCGAGCUUUGGUCACUUUUGAAUUUCUUGUUGCCCACUAUUUUUAACUCUGUGGAGACGUUUGACCAAUGGUUUAGUCGACCGUUCGAACAGUUUGGCGGUGGUUCUAACACGGAUGAAGGUGAUGACUUGUUGUCCAACGAGGAGCGCAUUCUGGUUAUCCAUCGUCUGCACGAGCUUCUUCGACCUUUCAUGUUGAGGCGUGUCAAGAGUGAAGUGCUUGAUCAACUACCCGAAAAGGUCGAGAAGGUCUUGCGUUGCGAGUUGUCCUCUUGGCAAAAAGAACUCUACAAACAAAUUAGUAAAAAAGCGGUGGCCGACACAGCUUUAAUGGGUACCGACACGCAGGCUCCAUCACGUGGCCUGAACAACAUUGUGAUGCAGCUACGCAAGGUCUGUAAUCAUCCCUACCUUUUUUCUCCGGAAGGUUACCACAUCAAUGACAUAAUAGUUCGUUCUUCGGGAAAAAUGGCUCUUUUAGACCAAAUGCUACCCAAACUCAGAGCCGCUGGUCAUCGUGUGCUGAUGUUCACGCAGAUGACAGCAGUCAUGACAAUCAUGGAGGACUACUUUGCUCUCCGGGGAUACAAAUCGCUGCGCUUGGACGGGUCAACUCCAGCGGAAGAGCGAGAAAAGCGUAUGUAUAAAUUUAACGCGCCGGACUCUCCUUACUUUGUUUUCCUAUUGUCCACACGGGCAGGUGGUCUCGGACUCAAUCUUACUUCGGCGGAUACCGUCAUUAUCUUUGAUAGUGAUUGGAAUCCCAUGAUGGAUCUGCAGGCACAAGAUCGGGCUCAUCGCAUUGGACAGCGUAGCGACGUUAGUGUCUUUCGGCUUAUUACUUACUCUCCAGUUGAAGAAAAGAUUCUCAGUCGAGCGAAUGAGAAACUCAGUGUCUCGGAACUGGUAGUGGAAUCGGGCCAAUUCAACAAGCAAGGCGGUGAAAGUGACAACAGUUUAGAGCGAAAACGGCUGAUGGAAAAAUCAGCUGGCUCGGAGGAUGGGGAGGAGGACGAUGACAACAACAGUGAGAGCAGCGACAAGGAAGAUUUAAACGAAAUGUUGAGCAAUAACGAAGCAGACUAUCAACUCUACUCGUCAAUUGACGAGCAGUUAGAAAGAGAAGGUGGUACUCUCGCUCCGCUGUACAUAAGCGACGCUGAUGUCCCUGACUGGGUUCGUUAUCCUCAUCAAGGAGCCAACGAUGGCGGGUUUGAAGCACCAAGCAACUUUUUGGGCGACGGCUCGAGGAAACGAAAAGCGGUCAUGUACGACGACGGUCUUACAGAGAAGCAAUUUCUUCGUAUGAUGGAGAAACAGGCCGUCCAAGAAGAGCAGCAACCUCGGAAACGUCCGAAGCUUCAGAAAAUCGCCCCGAGUACAGUCUCUGCAGCAGCUAUACCUGAUGCCGAAGAGCAAGCACCUUUACGUAGUGAUUCGCUCCUGACAGAUUGGACAUUCCGCAAACUAAUUAGCUGCUCAAAAUCGGUCGUCGCUUUAAAGGAUCCCAGCACAAAGCGACGUUUAUCUGAGUUGUUUCUUGAAAAGCCGGACCCCGCAACUUUUCCCGACUAUUACGAGAUUGUUGAGAAGCCAAUGGCAAUCAACGACAUUCUUCGCAAGUGCCGCGCGAAGAUAUAUUCUAACUUGCAAGAAUUCAACGAUGAUUGGAUGCUCAUGUUUGCGAAUGCCAAAAAAUUCAACGGCGAAGACUCGUGGGUUGUGGAGGACGCUAAGGCUCUGGAGAAAGAACUCCAG
Molecule: messenger RNA, 3239 nt
Organism: Phaeodactylum tricornutum CCAP 1055/1
Lineage: Eukaryota; Bacillariophyta; Bacillariophyceae; Surirellales; Neidiaceae
Gene: hBRM
Exons: 3
Biological process (GO): positive regulation of transcription by RNA polymerase II
Cellular component (GO): nucleus
Molecular function (GO): DNA binding; ATP binding; ATP-dependent chromatin remodeler activity
Source: RefSeq, a predicted model, not a curated record